Phycomyces blakesleeanus NRRL 1555(-) is the source of this 402-nucleotide messenger RNA. RefSeq lists its product as hypothetical. The transcript has 4 exons. The record is from RefSeq and is a predicted model, not a curated record. Lineage: Eukaryota; Fungi; Mucoromycota; Mucoromycetes; Mucorales; Phycomycetaceae. The coding region runs from base 1 to 402 and encodes 133 amino acids.
AUGCAGAUGUCUCACGUAUAUGUAUUUAGCAAAUUAUGGAUAACUCAGAUUUUAUUGGUGGUUGAUAUGAACCUGUCAGCCGUUAGACAUAUACCAUUGGGAGAGUUGAUAAUACAGAAUUAUCAGAGCCAAAGUAAUACUAAAGAAACUAGGGCAAUCAGAGUUGGUGAAAGAUUCAAGAAAAAUAUCAUUGACAAAAUUAGUAGGAGAAAGAUCUUUAACAAGAACAGAAGAGACACUUCGUGUUUCAAGAAGUGCUGUAAAAAAAUAACCAUGAUAUUUGAAUUUUUGACUACUGACCUGCUCAAAGCCCAGAUUGAAAUUCUAUUGAGAAUCCCUGGCAAUAUCUUAAGAGAUAUAUGGGUGACAAGAGGGUCGGUAUUAAGAAUGCUUAAGAUAUGA